Molecule: messenger RNA, 1908 nt
Organism: Paramecium tetraurelia
Lineage: Eukaryota; Ciliophora; Oligohymenophorea; Peniculida; Parameciidae
Exons: 6
Biological process (GO): monoatomic ion transport; transmembrane transport; signal transduction
Cellular component (GO): membrane
Molecular function (GO): monoatomic ion channel activity; 3',5'-cyclic-nucleotide phosphodiesterase activity
Source: RefSeq, a predicted model, not a curated record
AUGGCAGAAGAAUAGCAAUUGAAUGAGGAUUCCAAAAGGAAUGCAGGUCAAAUGGGGGCCAAAGUAGUUCCACGAGGUUCAAAGGAAAUUUCUAACAUUCUGGGAGAUCGUAGGUCUUCUUACAAUAUAGAUGGGGUUGAUCGUGUAGUUGUGGAUGAAAUCACUGAUCAAAAGCUGGUUGGAAUUCCACUGAUAGAUAAGGUUGUCAUCAUUCUAGUUGUCCUCUUUACGUUACUGGUGUUCAUUAACUUCUCAUUUACAUCUAACGAUGCUAAAGAAGAUCCCGACAUAGAAAAGACUCUCUUUAUAACUAAAAUAAUUGAAUUAGUCAUUCUCAUUCUAUUUGUUUUAGAAAUUUCAAUCAGAUGUAUCGAUGUUGGACCCAUAACAUACUUUUCCGAUUUGUGGUCAGUCUUCGAUGCUCUCAUUAUAAUUGCUUCAAUCGUUUUGAUCAUUCUCGAUCUCAAUUUAGAAGGUGAUGCAUUUACUACGAUAAGCAAAGUUUUAAGAGGAAUCUUCAGAUUUUUAAGGCUAUUUUUAGUCUUUCGCAAAGUAAAUUUCUUUAAUAUUAUUUUCGAACAGUACAAUCAAGUCAAAAAGAUAAAUAAUGCCGGCACAAGAUACGUAGUUCGUUCCCCAGUCGAAAAAGUAAUAGAAAUAAUGAGGGAUCUUGCUGAUCAAUUCGAGGAUCCAGACAUUAUAAAACAAUUGAAUUGGGGCAUCACUCACAUAUCCAACAACACUGUCUAUGAACCCAUAAUAGAGGGUAAAAAGAGUGAAGCUUUGGGAUGGCUCUAUCAACAAUAAUAGCAACAACAUAUUUCUCAAGAUUUGAAGCGUUCAAUGUCAUCUGAUACAUAGUUUCCUGAUGAAUCUCAUCUGCCAGAAUAAUUAAAGCUGGAUUUCGAUUAAAACAUCUUGAAUCUAGAUUAUGAUUACUUUUCUCUCUUUUAAAAAUAUGAUAGUUCCAUACUGACCCAUUUGAUGUGUUACUACUUCCAACAAGAGUCAUUGUUCAGUAACUUGAGGAUCUCUCCAGAAUCUUUUAAGAAAUGUGUAGACAAAAUUGCAUUAAGUUAUCACAAAGAUAACUUAUACCAUAACGUAAUUCAUGCCUUUGAUGUCACUCAUACUGUCUAUUUCUUCAUUUAAAAAUGCAACUUCAAGGAAAUAGGAAAACUGACUAAAAUAGACUACUCUAUUCUCUUAAUGUCUGCUGCAGCUCAUGAUGCUGACCAUCCAGGCUUAAAUAACAUUUUCCUAUCCAACACUAGACAUGAUUUGGCUAUGACUUAUAAUGAUAAGUCUCCCCUUGAAUAACAUCAUGCAGCUACCUUGUUCAGAUACAUUAGAGAGACUGAUUUGUUGGUUCAUUUCACACUAUAAGAUUUUAAAUACUUUAGAGAAAAAUCAAUUAACAUGAUUCUAAGUACUGACAAUGCCAUGCAUGGAAAAGAUUAUAAUAAAUUGAAGGCAAGAUUGGCUUCAAAUGAUUUUGACCCUGGAUCUAAAGAUAAAGGGAUUUGUUUUGAUACUUUAUUACAUGCUGCAGAUAUCAGUAAUCCUUUCAAACCCAUGAAAAACUAUGAGUAAUGGACCUUUAGAGUUUUAGGGGAAUUCUGGCACCAAGGAGACAGAGAGAAGGAGUUAGGACUUCCAGUUACAAUGCUUUGUGACAGAAGGACAACGAAUGUUGCCAAAAGCUAAAUAGGAUUUAUUGACUUUAUGGUUCUCCCUUAUUAUAAUACUCUUUCACAAAUACUGCCACAAUUAUCUGAGUUCAUUGAGUAAAUCACAGAAAAUAAAAAGGCUUGGGCUGAAAAGAUAGAGCAUUAUCAAACUCUAUUAAAUACAUAAUGAAUUGUUAAUAUUUCUAAUUAAUAAUUGUUAGUAGUUAUUCUCAAUAAA